This is a messenger RNA of Xiphophorus hellerii (green swordtail), 3273 nucleotides long. RefSeq names its product oocyte zinc finger protein XlCOF6-like. The record is from RefSeq and is a predicted model, not a curated record. The transcript is spliced from 3 exons. Gene Ontology annotation, molecular function: DNA-binding transcription factor activity, RNA polymerase II-specific; RNA polymerase II cis-regulatory region sequence-specific DNA binding. Bases 23 to 2284 code for a protein of 753 amino acids. Gene Ontology annotation, biological process: regulation of DNA-templated transcription. NCBI's taxonomy places the organism in Eukaryota, Metazoa, Chordata, Actinopteri, Cyprinodontiformes, Poeciliidae.
CAACGUUAAAAUCGAGGAAGAGAUGGAGGAUCAGCGCAGACUGAUGGAUUUUACCCGGAUACCGCAGAUCAUCUUACACCGGAUAGAUCUCUCACAGUGCUGGGUGUGUAAAGAGGAGGAGGUUCUCAAUGAAUUCAGCAACCAGGAGAGGAAGUCCACUUCAGAUAAAGAAGAACCAGAACAUCAAGAGUCCAAAGAGGAAGAGAAGCAACUCUGCAUCAGUCAGGAUGAAGAGCAUCUUGUGCUGAAACAGGAGACUGAUGACAUUUUGGUGAAUCCUCUUAAUGUGCAAAGAAUCCACAAUGAAACAGAACCACAGAGGAACCAACUCAUCUCUCAUGGCUCUCCUGAGGAUGAGAACCAGGAUCAGGAAGGAAGCAAUUCUGAAGACCCAGGAAAAGAGAGAAAGGAUAAACAGAAACAAAAGGAGAGAUAUGAGAAAAUCAAAGAGCCGAAAGGCAGAACUGACACUGAAAAGCAAAAAAAGCACAAGAAAGCUCACGCAGAGCAAAAAUUAUAUUCUUGUAAAAUUUGUGAUAGAACAUUUUCUGGAAACCGUAAUUUCAUGGUACACGUGAAAACUCACACAGGAGAGAAACCUUUCACUUGUUCAAUCUGUGGAAAACAUUUCACACAAAACGGACAUUUAACUCAGCACAUGAGAAUUCACACAGGUGAGAAGCCUUUCUCUUGUGGGGCUUGUGGAAAAAGUUUCACCCGUAAGGGCAGUUUAAAUGUUCAUAUGAGAUUUCACACAGGUGAGAAGCCUUUCUCCUGUGGAACCUGUGGAAAAGGUUUCUCUAUAAAAAGUAAUUUAAAAGUUCAUGUGAAAAUUCACACUGGUGAGAAGCCUUUCUCCUGUGGGAGCUGUGGAAAGAGUUACAGUGACAGACGGAUGUUAACUCAGCACAUGAUAAUUCACACAGGUGAGAAGCCUUUCUCCUGUGGAACCUGUGGAAAAGGUUUCUCUAAAAGAGGUCAUUUAAAUGUUCAUGUGAAAAUUCACACUGGUGAGAAGCCUUUCUCUUGUGGGGCUUGUGGAAAAAGUUUCACCAAUAAGGGCAGUUUAAAUGUUCAUAUGAGAAUUCACACAGGUGAGAAGCCUUUCUCUUGUGGGACUUGUGGAAAAAGUUUUACCCAUAAAGACACUUUAAAUGUUCAUAUGAGAAUUCACACAGGUGAGAAGCCUUUCUCUUGUGGUACUUGUGGAAAAGGUUUCUCUCGAAAAGAUAAAUUAAAUAAUCAUAUGAAAAUUCACACAAGUGAGAAACCCUUCUCUUGUGGGAUAUGUGGAAAAAGUUUCACCUUGAAAACAACUUUACAUAGUCAUAUGAGAAUUCACACAGGUGAAAAGCCUUUCUCUUGUGGAACAUGUGGAAAAAGUUUCUCUCGAAAAGAUAAAUUAAAUAAUCAUAUGAAAAUUCACACAAGUGAGAAACCCUUCUCUUGUGGGAUAUGUGGAAAAAGUUUCACCUUGAAAACAACUUUACAUAGUCAUAUGAGAAUUCACACAGGUGAAAAGCCUUUCUCUUGUGGAACAUGUGGAAAAUGUUACAGUGACAGAAGGACCUUAAUUCAGCACAUGAGAAUUCACACAGGUGAGAAGCCUUUCUCUUGUGGGGCUUGUGGAAAAAGUUUCACCCGUAAGGGCAGUUUAUAUGUUCAUAUGAUAAUUCACACAGGUGAGAAGCCUUUCUCUUGUGGGGCUUGUGGAAAAAGUUUCACCCGUAAGGGCAGUUUAAAUGUUCAUAUGAGAAUUCACACAGGUGAGAAGCCUUUCACCUGUGGAACCUGUGGAAAAAGUUUCUCUAAAAAAGUUCAUUUAAAUGUUCACAUGAGAAUUCACACAGGUGAGAGGCCUUUCUCUUGUGGUACAUGUGGAAAAAGUUUCACCUUGAAAACAACUUUAAAUAAUCAUAUGAGAAUUCACACAGGUGAGAAGCCUUUCUCUUGUGGUACAUGUGGAAAACGUUUCACCUGGAAAACAACUUUAAAUAAUCAUAUGAGAAUUCACACAGGUGAGAAGCCUUUCUCUUGUGGAACCUGUGGAAAAAGUUACAGUGACAGAAGGACUUUAACUCAGCACAUGAGAAUUCACACAGGAGAGAAGCCUUUCUCAUGUGGGAACUGUGGGAAGAAUUACCGUCUAAGAACGACUUUAACUCGGCACAUGAGUAUUCACACAGGUGAGAAGCCUUUCUCAUGUGGGACCUGUGGAAAAAGUUUCAGGAUGAAAAGACAAUUACUUAAACACAUGAAGAUUCAUGUGGGUGCGAAACAGUGAUGUGCGGUGAGGUUCAUAGCUGGUGAGGCACUGCCUUAUGAUGUAUAAAUACAGACAUCAUGCAUGUUAUUGUUUACGUGCAGACAUUUUGCGCAUGCAUACAACACUGGAGGGCAAAAAGACAAUUCUUUUACAUGUUUUCCAUAGCUGAGUUAACUAGAUGUAACUUAGAAAUGUAGGUAUUAUGGGUUUUUGUUAUGUUGCUGUACAGUGUUUUAAGAUCUUGUUCAAUGUGCCCCUUUUUAACUUUGAACCCCUGCCCAUUCAAAGGUCUCUGCAUGGCCCUGUUCACAUGUAAGGUAAGAUUUUGUUAUUUUUUACCCCAUAGCUUGGUUGUCCCCAGAGUGCUAAUGUUGUUAGCAGCUAACUUAGUGUUGAGUCCUGGACAGAAAAUAGGUUUAUUCAGUGGGACUUCCAUGCUAGAAAAAAAGCUGAAUAAAUUAAAUAUAACCUACCCAGCCAUACAGUCUUUUCCUGACCCCCAUCAAAAUUUCUUGCAGCAUCCGAGUCACAUGUCUGAAGCCCAGAAAUUGAACGCUGUGAUGUUUGUUUGAAAGGAAGAAAACUCAAAUAUUAUUGAGAUUACUGAGAUCUCAAUCAAAAUCACAUUUUGAUUGAGAGCUAACAGCAGAGAGAUUUUUAUUUUCCCAAAUGUUUGUUCCUCAGAAGUCAUUGUUAAAAUUCUGCUGUGAAAAUGUGUUUGUACAUGCUCUACACAACCAGGUUCAUAACAGUAUAUUGGUAUUUUAUACAGCUGCAAAAUGACUUUUGUUUCUUAGCAGGGAGGAGCUUCAGUUAAACACAUUUUGUUCCUUUGGGAGGCUUCACAGUGUUUUCCUUUGUUAUUUUAUAUUUCUAACAUAUUUUCUUUGUAUGUUUUUAAAUGAGUGAUUAAUAACAUCUCUUUGCUCAGGUACAUGUAUGAUGAUACAAGCAAAAUAAUUACUUUGUCUUUGUGGCUUUAAUUAAAGUUAUCUGUCUUCUUCUUA